Corythoichthys intestinalis (scribbled pipefish) is the source of this 6569-nucleotide messenger RNA. RefSeq names its product transmembrane 9 superfamily member 3 (gene tm9sf3). Bases 129 to 1889 code for a protein of 586 amino acids. Gene Ontology annotation, cellular component: membrane. The transcript is spliced from 16 exons. Gene Ontology annotation, biological process: protein localization to membrane. NCBI's taxonomy places the organism in Eukaryota, Metazoa, Chordata, Actinopteri, Syngnathiformes, Syngnathidae. The record is from RefSeq and is a predicted model, not a curated record.
AACCCUUACGCCAUAUGCGUAGAACGAAAGCGUCCCAAAAAUCGCCUCAGUCAUACAACCAGGAAGAAGGUGGUAUAGCCCUGCUAAGCUAACACCCCCGAUCUCUCGGCACACUUUCUCCGAAAAGAAUGGGAUCAUCCAGGUGGAGGGUGGCAGCUGCGGUGUUCCUCAGUCUACUAGGCUCCUUGUCACUUGUCGAAGGAGAUGAGCACGAACACACAUACACAGAUAAGGAGGAGAUAGUAUUAUGGAUGAACACAGUAGGGCCUUACCACAACCGACAGGAGACAUACAAGUAUUUCUCUUUACCCUUCUGUGUGGGUGCAAAGAAAACCAUCAGUCACUACCAUGAAACACUUGGAGAAGCUUUGCAAGGAGUGGAACUGGAAUUUAGUGGCCUUGACAUCAAGUUCAAAGAUGAAGUAUUACAGAAAACGUAUUGCGAAAUUGAGCUGGACAAAGUCAAACGGGAUGCUUUUGUAUAUGCCAUAAAGAAUCACUACUGGUACCAAAUGUACAUCGAUGACCUGCCUAUCUGGGGUAUUGUUGGAGAGGCAGAUGAAAAUGGAGAAGAUCACUACCUGUGGACUUACAAGAAAUUGGAAAUUGGCUUUAACGGCAACAGAAUUGUUGAUGUCAACCUAACUAGUGAGGGCAAAGUUCGACUUGUGCCUAACACAAGGAUUGCAAUGUCUUACUCUGUGAAAUGGAAGAAGUCAGAUGUGAAAUUUGAGGACAGAUUUGACAAGUACCUCGAUCCAUCCUUCUUUCAGCACAGGAUACAUUGGUUCUCUAUCUUCAACUCCUUUAUGAUGGUAAUCUUCUUGGUGGGUCUGGUGUCCAUGAUUUUGAUGAGAACCCUCAGAAAGGAUUAUGCCAGGUACAGCAAAGAGGAGGAAAUGGAUGACAUGGACCGCGACCUGGGAGAUGAAUACGGCUGGAAACAGGUGCAUGGAGACGUCUUCCGGCCCUCGAGCCAUCCGCUGAUUUUCUCUUCACUCAUUGGUUCCGGCUGCCAGAUCUUCUCUGUAUCUCUCAUUGUCAUAAUUGUAGCAAUGGUUGAAGAUCUGUAUACAGAGAGAGGAUCAAUGUUGAGCACAGCCAUUUUUGUAUAUGCCGCCACAUCCCCUGUCAAUGGCUACUUUGGUGGAAGCUUAUAUGCCAAACAAGGAGGAAGAAGGUGGAUCAAGCAAAUGUUUAUCGGGGCCUUCAUGAUCCCAGCAAUGGUGUGCGGAACUGCCUUCUUCAUUAACUUCAUUGCAAUCUAUUACCACGCCUCCAGAGCAAUCCCAUUUGGCACCAUGGUGGCAGUUUGUUGUAUCUGCUUCUUCGUCAUUCUGCCGCUAAACCUGGUGGGAACAAUUUUAGGGAGGAAUAUUUCCGGCCAGCCAAACUUUCCAUGCAGGGUGAACGCCGUGCCGAGGCCGAUCCCAGAAAAGAAAUGGUUCAUGGAGCCAGCUGUCAUCGUCUGUCUAGGUGGAAUCCUUCCUUUCGGUUCCAUCUUCAUUGAAAUGUAUUUUAUCUUCACAUCUUUCUGGGCCUAUAAAAUCUAUUAUGUGUAUGGCUUCAUGAUGCUGGUCCUGGUUAUCCUUUGCAUUGUGACUGUGUGUGUCACCAUCGUGUGCACGUACUUCUUGCUCAAUGCAGAGGACUACAGAUGGCAAUGGACAAGCUUCCUGUCUGCUGCAUCCACGGCAGUUUAUGUUUACAUGUAUUCAUUUUACUACUAUUUCUUCAAAACUAAGAUGUACGGGCUGUUCCAGACAUCCUUCUACUUUGGUUACAUGGCUGUGUUUAGCACUGCUCUUGGAAUCAUGUGUGGUGCAGUUGGAUACAUGGGAACAAGUGCCUUUGUGAGGAAGAUAUACACAAAUGUGAAAAUAGACUAAUGUAGCACGGCAAGGUGGAUCAUGGUCACAGAAUGGCCUGCGUGUAUCCUGGAAGAUGGCCGGCACACAACAUCCUUUAUUAGUUUUCUUUCUUGCAAAGAGAUUGUGAGAAUCUCACUUUAUACAAUGUAGUUUUCCAUUUUCUGAAUGAAUUUCAAAGCUGCAAAACGAGGCGAUCAGAUGCAAAGCUGCCGAUGAGGCAUCAAAUAAGGUUCUGUUUUUAUCAGUUGCUUUCAUACAAAUAUUGGGGGCAAAUGUUAAGGCUUAUGUGGCUUCUCUUCCUAACCAGUCCCACCUGAGACCAGACUACAUACAUGUUUAUGGAUGGAAUAGUGCAGCUCUCUUCAGUGAAGAGGCCUAAGUAUAUUUGAAAGCCUUUAUUUGUUCUAUUGUGUCAGAAUAACGAAGUCUGCUUUGUGCCCAUAUUCUGACCUGAUUUCUAUUUUGUAUUCUUGAAGUCAAUUCACAGUAACGUUAGUGCAUAGUGCAGUACUUUGUUCCCAUUUCCUUCCACUGCAGAAAAGUUGCUGUCAUACGAGUCAUUCCCCUAUUUUGGCGGCUCUAUAAUUUCCUGUUACAGUGAUCCAUCCAGUUGAAAUGUUCGAGUCCUGCUGUAGUUCACCGUGGACGUAAAAAUUGAAGGCCUGAUCAGCAGUUGAGGUACAGAAUCAGUCUUUAAAUGGAUGUGAUGCUCUCUCCCAGGUUCAGUCUUGUUUUCUUAAUGUUGGGUUUGAAGUAUGUCUACAUGUAAAGAUAAUAUAUGUAUGAGGGGAGUGUAUAUAACCUUAAUGUACCUUUAGAUGUAGAUCCCAAAAUGUUAUUUUUGUUGUACAGAUUUACGAUAGGGUGUUUUUGUUUUUAAACGAAUCAGCUUAAGACAAAAGGUAUAUUGUGCUUGGGGUGGGGCUGGUGGUGCUCUUUCAUCUUGCCUGAAAUUGCAUGAGGUUUUCACCAAACCAUCGAGUGAUCAAAUUGUUUCACAGGAUCACCGUCACAAUGGAAGGAUGCAUUGUGGAGGCAGGCUGGUCCACUUGGGUUCCCAUCUUGAUUUUGUAUUAUUCAAAGCUUUAAAAAGGCUCCACAUCUCAUUAGCCCUUAUUUUGUUACCUAACACAACACGUGUGAAUGUCCAAAUGAAUAAGCUUUGUUUUCACAUACUGUACAAAAAGUACCCCUCCAUAACCACACGGAGUGCUGCAGUCUUUAAAAAUUUAAUUUACCCUUACAUAUUGUGUAAAUACAGUAUGUGACCUACUUGUACUCCUUUCUCAGUUUCAAUUCUUCCACACUGACGUUGAUUUUGACACCUCAUGUGUAUUAAUGUCUGAUGACAUUCUCAUCCUGCAUAUUGUUGUAAAAAGGAAAUAAAACAUGUUUAUGUACAGGGGGUUGUGAUCUUAGGCCUUUUAUCUUCAAAAUUGGAGUAGCACUUGUGCGCCAACAUUGGUUGACUACUAUUCCUCAUGAAUUUUUAUUAGCAUAUUUAUCCAUGUUAUUGUACAUUAAACGGAAAACAACAGACUAAGUGCUUUACAAUCAGUUGACUUUCUCAAAGUACUCUUUAGAUCCUUCAGGGGUUGGUUUGAUCUGAAAUGAGCGAGGAAAAAUUAUUUUCUAACGCAGAGUUUGUAAACAAUAGUAAAUGAAUAGACUGAAAAAUACUAUAAACUCACUGUUGGUGACUUGGGGGUCCAACUAGCUGGACACACCUCACCAUGGGUCUCCACAAACUGGAACGCUUUUACAAGGCGAAGGGUCUCUUCAACACAACGACCCACAGGCAGGUCGUUUACACUCAUAUGCUUCACCACACCGCUUGGAUCAAUGAUGAACAGACCCCUAAAAUGAACGUUAAAACACAAAUGAAAAAUGGUGGACACAAACAUUGAUCCCUCAUUUUGUCGAUAUAUAUGUUGGGGGUCUGAAGCUUAAUAUUGAUGCUGCAGUACCUCAGAGCAAUGCCUGGGUUCUCCAACAGCACACCAUAAUCUCUGGAAAUCUGCUUGUUGAGGUCCGCAAGCAGAGGGAUGUGAAUGCUGCCCAAACCGCCAGCCUUCAACAUGAAAACACUGUAAUUAAGAUGGACUACAACUUUGAAAUGAUCAAGAUAGUGCCGUUAAAAGGUAUUUCCCUGCUUCCUCAUUUGUAUUUCAUUUUAAUAUCAAUUCAUUUGUAAAGACUAGUCUUAAAGCAAAAAUUUCAGUCAUCAAUUGUUAACUACUGAUUUUGGUGGUGUAUGUUGAACUUCAACAUACCUUGCGAGGGGUGUUAAUCCACGCCAAAUGUGUAAAGUGAGAGUCCACAGACACCCCCACUACCUCACAGUUGAUGUCAUGGAACUCACUAGCCUUGUCGCUGAAUGAGAUGAUUUCCGUCGGGCACACAAAGGUGCUAUAAUAAAACAAAAGAUUUUUUUUGGUACAGAGACAUUUGAGAUUGUUUGUGGCUCACACAGUUAUAAAUUGUCUUGUGUUUUUUCUUUUCUUUUUUUAAGCCUUUACAUCUAUUGGUGAAGAUAAUCCUUGACUGAUCCUCCAUAGGGGAAAUUUGGGUACUUCAGCAGCACACACUUUGUCAAAAGUAUAAAAUAUAAACUGUUUAAAAAAAAAAAAAAAAAAAGUGAUGCAAGGUAUAUACAACUAAAAUAAGUACAAGUGGAACCUAAAGUGACUGAAAAUAAAUAUGACAAAAACAUGAUGCAGUUCCAUCAGAGUGUGUGUGUGUGUGUCAGAGAGCGGAAAAGGGGUUGCGUGAGUGAGAAUGUCAUUGUCCUAAUUCAGGGACAACUGAGUGUGGACAGACAGUCCUCUGCUUAUGUACAGUCUGAUGGCGCUCAGUUCUAUAUCUAGGGAAGCCACGCGGUAAAAAGUUUUGAAACAUUGAAAGCCUCCUAAUGUAGAUUCAUUUAAAUGACGAUCACCGUUUUUCAACCACUGUGCUGUAUUGUGUGAUGUGGCACAUGUGAAAGUGGAUGAUUUUCUACAGCACAGUAGCACAGUGGCAUGGCACCAUGGCAAAACACAGGACUAGAUGAUCAUCAUGGAGAUGUUGUGAUGUUUUUCAGAUGGAGAUUUAGCACUUACAAAUCUAAUGGGUAAAAGAAGAGGACCAAGUAUUUGCCCUUGAAGUCAGCAAGGCUCAUCUCUUUGAAUUCUCCAUUAUGGACGGCUGUGGCUUUAAAAGCGGGCGCAGGCUGUGUGACAGCAGGGAUCAAUCUGCAAGCACCUGAAUGAACACAUUCAGUCAUUGCACUGUGAACUACGGUACAUUCUACUUGCAUCAAAAUUGAAUUAUUCUUCAGAGUGGUCUCAUCAGAAAUGUGCCUGUGACAAAUACAUACUAGUGGAGAGAGAGGCCUUCUGAAGAGCAGGAACGGGUACAAUUCGUUCUGCCGCACCAAUUCCAUGCCGACAUGGUCUUGCAAGUCUUGCCUGGAAAAUGAUAGCCACGAAUUACCUAAAUGAACUGCCACUGCAGCAGGCAAAACGGGCUAUUCUUGACUAUUCGCAAUGGGGAAGGCCUUGUACUAUUACCACAGUUGAUGAAAACAUUAUAAACAUACCUUUUAGAGCAGGCAUUUGCGCAAAAAUCAAGGAAAUCUUGUCUAAAAUACUGCGCUUGAUCUCGGCAUUGACAAAAACUCAAGGAUUCAAUAAUAAAAUGACUCGACAGUAAUUUAAAAAAAAAACACAUUUAGAAUAUUAUCAAAAAAUAAUAAUAAAUAAGGUGAUCAUAAAAUGAUCACGAAAGAGGACAGUUUAUUAAAAACAAUAAUACAUAAUAGGAGGUCAAGUGGUGCGCACUUGUUAAUUUUAGUUUCGUAAUCUCUUAAUAUGCGGCAAAUCCUGGAGGCAAGUACAGCGACCGACAGACCAGUUAUCCUUAUAAUGUUUGCUGAAUGACAUGUGCUUGACAGAAAGAUGCUGCAAAUGUUAUAUUUUUAUGUGAUCUUAUUGUAAUUAUUCAAUCACACUUCACUUGCGAAAGAGGUCAAGAUCAGGUUGCACGCAGGCGAAUGUGCGACACACAGUAUGUCAAUACAGCAAUUGUUGAGUCUCCUUUUAAAGCAUCUCUGUUUAGGUUUCAUCGCGGACAUUACAUCGUACAGGUAAACUAAUUUUAACCCUUUUCGUGACGCAAUUUUAAGUAAAGUUGUCAACUCACAGACGUCCUGAAAAGUCUUCCAAUGCUGGCUGCCAUUUUGGAUGGUGUCAGAGGGAGGGCGUUGCAAGGCGUUGGGACUUCACGUUGUCGCCACACAAAUAUGUACAAUUUGGUCGUUUGCUUGUAAUUUUUGUUAAUGUUUUUUUUUUUUUUUUUUUGGUCCGAAAAAUAGACAAAAACAAAUAAAAAAUUUGUUGCAAUAAAAUAAACUAUAUCGUGAACUUGGACCUUCUGCAGAUUUCAAUUUUCCGAGUGUCCCUGAAUGGUUUGGCUGGACAUGUGACUGAACACGGAAGUAGUUCCUAAUUUGACCUCAAGAACACGUCAGCCUGCUUUUUGACAAUAUUUGUAUUUAAAAUAAAAAAUUAAACCCUCUUCAGUUGAGUUUGCAUUAAGUAACUACUGGUGCGAUGGAUGUCAACCUGUUGUACUGGAAGAGCCAAGGGGAGUCUGUGUUUAGUCGUUUAAAAAUAUGGACGAAUCUUUUGGAUCCAUUACUACUUCUGUCAUCAAAUG